Messenger RNA from Manis pentadactyla (Chinese pangolin), 6467 nucleotides. RefSeq names its product N-deacetylase and N-sulfotransferase 3 (gene NDST3). Bases 243 to 2906 code for a protein of 887 amino acids. Gene Ontology annotation, cellular component: Golgi apparatus. The transcript is spliced from 14 exons. NCBI's taxonomy places the organism in Eukaryota, Metazoa, Chordata, Mammalia, Pholidota, Manidae. Gene Ontology annotation, molecular function: heparan sulfate N-sulfotransferase activity; deacetylase activity. The record is from RefSeq and is a predicted model, not a curated record.
GCCCCCGGCUGCGAGCGCGGGACCCCGUGCGCGAGGGGAAGGGCCGCCCCCGGCUCCGGGAACCGCGUCGCGCCCUCGGGGAGCCGCUGAGGCCGAGCGCCCGGGGAAGGAGCAUCCCGCGGACGCCUGCGCCCGAGAGUGUAUUUUCUGUGUGUCCUAAUCAAGCAAUGCAAAUGUGCUGCAAUGGUGACAUAAACUACUGACUGAGAAGUAGCUGAAACGCCAUCUUCUUUUAUUUUUUUAUGGUGCUUCUACUGGAACAGUCUGAGGAAAGUGCAUACAAUAUGAGUUUUCUCAUGAAGCUUCACAGACACUUUCAAAGAACAGUUAUUCUGCUUGCCACAUUUUGUAUGGUGAGCAUUAUUAUUUCUGCUUACUACCUGUACAGUGGCCACAAACAGGAAAAUGAACUGUCUGAGAUGGCUUCAGAAGUGGACUGUGGGGACUUCCAAAACCUACCAUAUAGGCUGGUGGAAGUGAGGAUGACGAAGCUUUCUGAUGCCUCAAGGACAGGCCCCACAGUCUUGGUGUUCGUGGAGAGCCAGUACUCAUCGCUUGGUCAAGACAUCAUUAUGACUCUAGAAUCCAGUAGAUUCCAGUAUCACAUUGAAAUUGCUCCUGGUAAAGGAGACCUCCCAGCACUUACAGAAAAAAAUAAAGGCAAAUAUAUUCUCAUUAUUUAUGAGAAUAUUUUAAAGUAUGUAAAUAUGGACUCUUGGAAUCGAAGCCUUUUAGAUAAAUACUGUGUAGAAUAUGGUGUGGGUGUCAUUGGAUUCCACAAAUCUACUGAGAAGAACCUGCAGAGCUUUCAGUUGAAAGGUUUCCCUUUUGCCAUCUAUGGAAACCUUGUGGUAAGAGAUUGUUGUAUUAAUCCUCAUUCUCCAUUACUUCAUGUGACCAAACCUUCUAAGCUUGGAAAAGAUUCUUUGCCUGGAACUGAUUGGACAGUUUUCCAGAUAAAUCACUCAGCUUACCAACCAGUAAUAUUUGCUAAAGUAAAGACCCCUGAAAACCUAUCUCCUCCCAUAUCUAAAGGUGCUUUUUAUGCCACUAUCAUACAUGACCUGGGGCUUCAUGAUGGAAUUCAAAGAGUUCUUUUUGGCAACAACCUUAACUUUUGGUUGCAUAAGCUCAUUUUCAUAGACGCGGUUUCAUUCCUAUCAGGGAAGAGACUCACAUUGUCCUUGGACAGAUACAUCCUUGUGGAUAUUGAUGAUAUUUUUGUGGGAAAGGAGGGAACAAGAAUGAACAUCAAUGAUGUAAAGGCACUACUUGAUACUCAGAAUCUUUUGCGUGCACAAAUCACAAAUUUUACAUUCAACCUGGGAUUUUCAGGGAAAUUUUACCAUACAGGAACUGAGGAGGAAGAUGAAGGGGAUGACCAUCUUUUGGGGUCUGUGGAUGAGUUCUGGUGGUUUCCUCACAUGUGGAGCCACAUGCAGCCCCACCUUUUCCAUAAUGAGUCAUCUUUGGUGGAGCAGAUGAUUCUCAACAAAAAAUUUGCCUUAGAGCAUGGCAUUCCUACCGGCAUGGGCUACGCUGUAGCCCCUCACCACUCGGGCGUCUACCCUGUACAUGUUCAGCUUUAUGAGGCCUGGAAGAAGGUUUGGAAUAUUAGAAUCACCAGCACUGAAGAAUAUCCACAUCUGAAACCAGCUAGAUACAGGAAGGGCUUCAUCCACAAAAACAUCAUGGUUCUUCCAAGACAAACCUGUGGGCUUUUCACCCACACAAUCUUCUACAAAGAAUAUCCAGGAGGUCCUAAAGAGCUGGACAAGAGUAUUCAAGGAGGUGAACUUUUCUUCACUGUAGUCCUCAACCCAAUCAGCAUUUUCAUGACCCAUUUGUCCAACUAUGGGAAUGACCGUCUGGGAUUAUAUACAUUUGUUAACCUGGCCAACUUCAUGCAGAGCUGGACCAAUUUGCGACUUCAGACUCUGCCUCCAAUGCAGCUGGCUUAUAAGUAUUUUGAGCUCUUCCCUGAUCAAAAAGACCCUCUCUGGCAGAAUCCUUGUGAUGACAAACGCCACAGAGACAUUUGGUCUAAAGAAAAAACCUGUGAUCGCUUACCAAAAUUUUUGGUAAUAGGACCCCAGAAAACUGGAACCACUGCUUUGUAUUUGUUCCUGGUUAUGCAUCCUUCCAUCCUUAGUAACUCCCCCAGCCCAAAAACCUUUGAGGAGGUACAGUUCUUUAAUAGAAAUAACUACCACAGGGGGAUUGAUUGGUAUAUGGAUUUCUUCUCAGUCCCAUCUAAUGUCACCACUGACUUUCUGUUUGAGAAGAGUGCCAAUUACUUCCACUCAGAGGAAGCUCCUAGAAGAGUGGCUUCCCUGCUCCCCAAAGCCAAGAUCAUCACCAUUCUUAUUGACCCAUCAGACCGAGCAUAUUCUUGGUACCAGCAUCAACGAUCACAUGGAGACCCCACCGCUCUGAAGUUUAGCUUCUACGAAGUGAUCACAGCGGGGCCCCGUGCACCCUCCGAGCUUAGAGCCUUACAGAAGAAAUGUUUGAUCCCAGGGUGGUAUGCCAGCCACAUUGAAAGAUGGCUUGUUUAUUUCCCUCCAUUUCAGUUGCUAAUUAUCGAUGGGCAACAGCUAAGAACUGAUCCUGCUACAGUGAUGGAUGAAGUACAGAAGUUUCUAGGAGUCUCUUCUCAUUACAAUUACUCAGAAGCUUUAACGUUUGAUUCUCAUAAAGGUUUUUGGUGUCAGUUACUGGAAGAAGGUAAAACAAAAUGCCUUGGAAGGAGCAAAGGAAGAAAAUACUCUCCAAUGGAUCCUGAUAGCAGAGCAUUUCUAUCAAGCUACUAUCGAGAUCACAACGUGGAACUCUCAAAGCUGCUGCACAAACUGGGGCAGCCUCUGCCAUCCUGGCUGAGACAGGAGCUGCAGAAGGUGAGAUAGCACAGAGAAAGGACUUCUUGAGUAUCCAUCUUCCAUGUAACACUCUCCUUUCCCAAAACUUCUGGAAGCUACCAAAAGGCUGUUUAAAAAUAUACCUCUUCAAAUGAGAAAAGAGAAUAGAGUUCCUUCCAUGUGCUGGCAUGUGGAUGAUGAGGAAAAAAAUGAAAAAAGAAAAAUAUCUGUUACUAGUCUUGAGGUCUAUGGCCUUUCUCUUACCCACAUCGGAGCCUGUGGGAUUGUAGACUACUGUGCACUCAUGUGGAAGUCAAUUGCAACCAAUAUAAAUAUCAAACACAAUGCAGAACUGUUCCAUUUCAUAGUAAUAUUUACACUUUUAUAUAUAUAUCAACUAAGAUUGUGUCUCUGUAGAUUUUUAGACCACUGUUUGCCUGUACAAUGUUUUCUUAUUUAUUCUACAAAGUGUCCUACGAAACAGGAAGCAAAAUAAACAUCACAAUGUAGUAUAAACUGUCAAAGGCAUAGCACCCAUUAAAAAUGCUUGCCAAAAUAUAAAUCCACAGAAGUAUUUAGAAAGAAUUAUAAAUUAUAAUUUGUGCUAGAUCAGAGUGGAAAAGUUACAUAUGAGCUUUCUCCGCAUCAAAUACAAUUAAGUGCUAUAGCAAGAAAAAGUGACUUUCCAUAACAUAGUUCAGUGCAUUUAUGUAAAAGUUACUAAUUCUUCUGUAAUCAUUAUGUAAUCGUUAUACUGAAAGAUAUGUUGUAAAGCCAUUUGAUGGUAAAUAGAAAGGCACUGAGUAUUGAAAUACAGUUAACAAUAAUGUAAAGUAUACAGACUAAAUCCUGUAAAGGGGAGAAUUGUAGGGUGUGAAGGUACAUCAUUGAAAACUUACAUCCCCUUUCUGUGAGCUACAUAUCUACUCUUGUCUUCCUCACGGGUUUUACAGACACACUUGCAUAGAAUCUGAGGUAAGUGUCAUGUUCAGUAACAGAUUGACUUUUAAAUGUAACAACUUUUUUUUUACGUUCCCCAGAACAAAAUCUAUUAAAUAAAAACUAAGGACAGUUUCUCUAGAUGAUAUGUUAGGUUAUUUACUUUUAAAUUAUAGAAAGCUAUGAGAUAGUUCAAAAUGGAAUUGUGUAAUGUAGAGAUUUACAACAAAAACAAAUUAAUAUAUGAUUCUGAAUCUGACAUUUGCAAUGAUAUUUUUAAUACAAGGCAGAAAAAAAUAAGCAGGGCCAAGUUCCAUUUUUCUUAGAGUAUUUCAUACAUCAGUCUCAUGGAAGACAGCAGAACAUAGUUACAUUUAUGGCUUAUCUACUAAUUAAAUAAAGGAAGUACAAAGAUGAGCCAGGGAUGGUUCUCAAAAUAUAUUUACAGUUAUAUUUUUAACUGAUUAUAUGAUUAGUAAAGUAUUAAAAAAAAUGAAUGCUAUACUUAUUUCCUGUGCUUAUAUUUACUUAAUUUUUAAAUGUCCUGUAGACAUAAAACUUUAAGUAGUAAAUAAAUUCCCUGCUAUGAUUACAUAAGUAAGCCUUUAUAAAGUGUUUUCAAAAGUGUGAUUAGAUAAAAAAAGAUAUACAAGAAAAAUCUAUAGCCCAAAUAUUUUCAUUGUCACUAUAAUGUGUGUAAACUAACUCUGUCAUUCAGUAACUAGAAAACAAAUUUUGAGAUCUGUCCAUUUACUAUAAAGUUUUAAAAUGACAUUAUAGUUAUAAUUUUUUUAAGUUUUAUAUACCCAAAUGAUAUACUAAUUUUUAAACCAGCUAUUAGCAGAAAGAAUUGGAGAAAAAACAGUCCCUUGGACAACAUGGCAAAUUCAGUCUCCAUGUUUACUGCUGCCUGUUUUGAAACAGCACAUGUACAACACGCUAGGAAAAUGAAGAUAGUCUUUCCACUAAUUUAAGAAAACUGGCAUAUAGGGUCAAACGUAGUGAGAAUGGACCCUAGUAGCUACAUGCAGUAUCAUGUUUCAUUUUGACAACAUUUCUGAUUUUUAAAAAAACACAAAGAAAAACUGAUACACUUAUGUUUUAAUGAUGAGAUGUAUAUUUAAAAUUCUAAACAAUGCUGUUAAUGGCAUAAUUUUGUCUAGGUAAACUGAGUCAGCUGAACAACUCAGACGUUAAGAUUACGUUAAAAACAUACUGCAUCUUUGUCUAAUGAAAGGAUAUAAUACCAAAAUUUACUCAUUCACAGUACAGCUAUUAUGCCAGCUAUAGCAGCAAACCUUUGAAAGGAUUUUGACCACUCAGUGUACCUUGGAGACAACAUCAAAUUCUAGAGGACAUGAAUGCUUUUUAUAUUUACACUCCAGCAGGUUAUUAUGCUAUUCUGAAAGUAACAUAAAUACACAUGAGAAAAGAGUGAGUGAGAAUGUGAUUAAAACUAGCUUUGUAUAGAAUUCCUUUUUCAUUACUUAAAAUAUGAAACUUCCUCAGGAAGAAAUGAAAUGGUUAUUUCAAUGUUUAUAAGCUAUAAUAUUCUUGUCAUUCACAUUGAAUGAAAAUUACUGGAAACAUUUUUUUCUCUGAGUUUUUUAAAAAUAAAAAACCUGGAUAUAAUUCUGAUAGUAGCAUGGUACCUCAAAUGAACAACAAUAAACUGUGAUAAGAAAAUCAAGAGUUUGGGCCUUGUGGUUUUAGGUAAUAAGUAGGUAUCUGGUUGUUUGUGUUUGUCUGAGAACAGAGUGGGAGGUGGUUAUAGAACAUAGAUACCACUAAUAUAAUUCAAAAUGGAGACAUGUAUGAAAACUUCCAAGUUCUCCAAUCUGGAAUACAUUUGAUGCCCAAUUUUCUAUCUAAAUAUGUUAUUCUUACUCUAUCUCCUCCAGGACCAGCUGAUGACUAGUUAAUAAACCAACCCCAUCAAUGUUAGUGGCUUCUAAUUACUUACAUUAUUAUGCUUCCCAGAGAUAUCAGCACUGCAAUUUCUAGAAGAAAUGGCCAGCACUGUUCAGAUUAUUUUAGUAAGAAUUCAAAUUAUGCUCUAUAGCUGAGUUCUAUUCUGCCAAAGCUGACUCUGCUUGGUCACCACCUAGAAUACAGUUGCGGCCUUCUUCCUGCCCACCCUGUCACAUGCACAUGCACACACCCAUCCCCAAACAGUUGGCAGUCAUGCAAAGAGCAAAUAAUCCUCAAAAUGAAAUUAUUUGUGUUGACUUGAAAUAUUUACCUCCUAGAGUAGACUAAAUUUCAUAAGUUUAAGCAUGAGUUUUACCUUUGAGACUGAAAGCUAAAGACACAGUGUGACACUGAUUCCAUUGCCAAGAAAAUCUAGAAUCUACUUUGAAUAAACCUCUCACCUGUGGCGAAGGGUACUUAACAGAAUUUCAGGGACACUUGCCCCAUCCAGUGCUACUGCUAGUUCUUGCCAUUUAUCACCCUCAGUGUGUUGUUUAUGAGUUCUCUAGAUAGUCAGUGCUCUUAACAAAUGUCACAAAGAAUUUAUUCAUUUAUUAAUAUAAUGAAAUGUAUUUUUUAACUUUCUCCUGCACCUUCUUUCAUUAAUCUUACAACUGUCUUAAUCUUUGAGUUUCCAUCAUUUCUCAGUCUAUUCCCAAAAGUUAUAAAUGCAAAGAUUAAUAAAUGACUAAAAUUGGA